AUGCUCUUCCUUAACUUCAGCUUGGCCUUCAAUACCAUCAUCCCAGACAUCCUUAUAGCCAAGCUGAUUGUGGGAUACCUGGUUGUGCGGGUGAAAAAGAUCAACAGCCUCCGACAGGCAGAGGAAAAGAUCAAGAGAGCCAGAAACAGGAGAGAUGAGAGCUUGCAGCGCGCAGAGCAGGAGGUGCUCCACUACAAACAGUCGCAUCCGACAACUGACUCUGCUUUCAUCCUGACGCUCUCCCUGUCUGAGCUGACACAGCAGCUGAACGAAGGCUCACUUACCCCUGAGGAUGUGUUUUACUCUUACAUGGAAAAGGACAGUGUGCUUGUUCAAGUCCUGAAGAAACAAGGAGCUAUUCCCUUUGUGAAAACCAACUUGCCUCAAGGUCUUUUGAGCUAUGACUGCAGUAAUCCUAUCUACGGGCAGACUGUGAACCCUCAUAACCCCCAGAAGACCUCUGGAGGUUCAUCUGGUGGGGAGGGGGCUCUCAUCGGGGGAGGGGGCUCCCUGCUUGGUAUAGGCACUGAUCUAGGCGGCAGUAUCCGUAUUCCUGCAUCCUUCUGUGGAAUCUGUGGUUUCAAACCAACUGCAGGUCGGCUCAGUUCACAGGGAUCUCGUCCAAUUUAUAGAGGGCAAAAGUCAGUGCUAUCUUCACCUGGACCCAUGGCAAGAGAUGUGGACAGCCUGGCUCUGUGCAUGCAGGCACUUCUUUGCGACCACAUGUUUUCUUUGGACCCCACUGUUCCACCAUUACCUUUUAAUAUGGAGAUAUACAGAACCACCAAACCUCUAAGGAUUGGUUGUUUGGAAAACGAUGGCUACAUGCAUCCAUCUCCGAGCAUGGCCCGAGGCGUUAGAGAGGUGAAAGCUCUGUUAGAGCAGGCGGGACACACAAAUAAUGCAUAUCUAUCUAUCUAUCUAUCUAUCUAUCUGCAGUCUCCUCGUGUCUCUGCCAUCAUAAAGGCUCUUUGUGGAGUUGGAUCUGUUCCAGAGCUGUGGAAGCAACAUGCUGCUGUUGAGGACUACAUUCAAGAGACAAUAGCACAUUGGAGGAGCUGCAACAUUGAUGUGCUGCUGUGUCCUGUGAUUGGACCAGCCUACAACUUCUUUUACUGUAGCAAAAUUCCAACUGCUAUUAGUUACACAAUUGUCUACAAUCUCCUAAACUUUCCUGCGGGUGUAGUCACUGUUUCCACAGUGACCGCAAAGGAUGAGGAGGAACUCAAGCACUAUAAGGGCUGUUAUCAGGACAUGUGGGACAAACUCUUCAAAGAGGCAGUGACUGGGGGCGAGGGUCUGCCUGUGGCGGUCCAGUGUGUUGCUCUGCCGUGGCAGGAUGAACUCUGCCUGCGCCUCAUGAAGGAAGUGGAACAACUGGUCAAACAGAGCAAGAAGUAAAGCUGCUUUCUUUCUGAGUCUCACAUGAAAGACUGCAGACUUCAG
This is a messenger RNA of Neolamprologus brichardi, 1446 nucleotides long. The record is from RefSeq and is a predicted model, not a curated record. NCBI's taxonomy places the organism in Eukaryota, Metazoa, Chordata, Actinopteri, Cichliformes, Cichlidae.